UCCGGCCUACGUGUCUCCCCGGAAGCGGGCUGGGUGUAGGUGUGGCGACAUGGCUCCCCCGGCGCCCGGCGCGGCUUCUGGCGGCUCCGGAGAGGUAGACGAGCUGUUCGACGUGAAGAACGCUUUCUACAUCGGCAGCUACCAGCAGUGCAUCAACGAGGCGCAGCGAGUGAAGCUGUCCAGUCCCGAGAGAGAAGUCGAGAGGGAUGUCUUCCUGUACAGAGCGUACAUUGCACAGGUCAGUGUGGGCACAAAACACUCGGCAGGAAAGCUGCUGUGGGCAGCCAGGCCAGGGGCCUGUCAGGGUUCUUACUGCCCUGUCCGCAGCACGGCCAUGACAAUUCAGAUCCUCCUCAAGCUGGACAGGCUGGACCUAGCCCGGAAGGAGCUGAAGAGAAUGCAGGACCAAGAUGAGGAUGCCACCCUCACCCAGCUAGCCACGGCCUGGGUCAACCUGGCUCUGGGUGGAGAGAAGCUGCAGGAAGCUUACUACAUCUUCCAGGAGCUGGCCGACAAGUGCUCGCCCACGCUGCUGCUGCUCAAUGGCCAGGCAGCCUGCCACUCGGCCCAGGGCCGCUGGGAGACCGCGGAGGGCGUGCUGCAGGAGGCCCUGGACAAGGACAGCGGCCACCCCGAGACCCUCAUCAACCUCAUUGUACUGUCCCAGCACCUAGGCAAGCCUCCUGAGGUGACAAACCGAUACCUGUCGCAGCUGAAGGAUGCGCACAGGACCCACCCCUUCAUCAAGGAGUACCAGGCCAAGGAGAACGACUUCGAUCGCCUUGCACGGCAGUAUGCGCCCAGCGCCUGAGGUGGAGAUGCCCCUGUGACCCCAGCUGUUCUGGAUGUCACCCCUGUGACCCCAGCUGUUCUGGAUGUCACCCCUGGUGACCCCAGCUGUUCUGGAUGUCACCCCNGUGACCCCAGCUGUUCUGGAUGUCACCCCUGUGACCCCAGCUGUUCUGGAUGUCACCUCACUUCCUUGUCUGCCAGUAAAGCCUGUCCGUCUUCUCUGCCUGA
Messenger RNA from Peromyscus maniculatus bairdii (prairie deer mouse), 1020 nucleotides. NCBI's taxonomy places the organism in Eukaryota, Metazoa, Chordata, Mammalia, Rodentia, Cricetidae. The record is from RefSeq and is a predicted model, not a curated record.